AUGUAUAGGAAAGAAAUUGAAUUUUAUUGUGGAAAACAAUUACCUAUAAUUAACUUAGGAUUCUACGCUUCGAGUGAAGGAUUUUUUGGCAGUCUGGCAAGUAUUAGUACAGAUGAAUAUUUCCUACUACCACAUAUUGCAUUCUACGAAUUUAUCAAAGAAGAAGACAUUCAUCAGGCUCAACCAAAGACACUUCUUAUUUCGGAUGUUGAACCAGAAAAUCGAUAUGAAUUGGUUUGCACCACUGAAGCUGGACUCGUCCGAUAUCGCAUGGGAGAUGUGGUCACUUGUACACGAUUUCUUUGUCGAUCCGAUGAUUUAGUCCCAUUACCCAUCGAUCAAGAAGAAAUUCCUCGAAUUCCACUUUUUUCAAUAGCAUAUCGCAUUGGAAGUUUGUUGGAUGCAUUUGGAGAAAAAACAAGCGAACAGCAUCUCAUGGAUGCUCUCCAACGGACAUCUCAACAAUGGAAAGAACAAGGAAUUUCUCUAGAUGUCUAUGAUUUUACCAGUUAUCCGAAAUUGGAUGUAUUUCCUCCUCAUUAUGUUCUGUUUUUGGAAUUAAUUGAAGAACAAAAUUCUAAGCAAGAAUAUAAAAUUAAUGAGAAAAAUCUUCAACUUCUUCAAACCAUGGUCGAUUCGGAAGUCGAACAACAACUUUGUCAAACAAAUUUCAAUUAUAACAAUGUUCGAAAAGGUAGCAAACUAGCUCCGCUAGUCUGUAUUCUUGUUCGAAAUGGAACAUUCUCCACUUUCCUAGCCGACAUAUUGGUUACCGAUCGGGUUAGUCCGACACAAAUCAAACCGCAUCGAUUAUUAAAGAAUGAAAAUCAUAUUCAAUUUUUUUAUGCCAAUCAAAUUAACAUAUCAUCUUCCUAA
Molecule: messenger RNA, 876 nt
Organism: Rotaria sordida
Lineage: Eukaryota; Metazoa; Rotifera; Eurotatoria; Philodinida; Philodinidae
Source: the annotation of a GenBank genome assembly